AGUUAGCAUUGUAGCUAUCGACGCGAACGCUAAUUUAUUACGUUUUAAAUGUUUGUAUUGUGUUAUUUAACUUGUUUUACGUCAUAUAAUAUAAUGACAAUUUAGUGUUUAAAGCUAAUUCGCCAAGUCGUUAGUUCGAUUAGCUGUCUGUAUUUUACGGCUGGUCUAUGCUAGUACUUGUUGUACAGCUAGCAUAGCGAGUUAGCCUGUCAGAAAGAGAGAUCUUCAUUCAGAGACAGAGGACAGAGUGAUGCCACCUGUUUCAGAUGAAGAACCAGGCUUGGGGCAGGAGGGGACACUAAACCGGGCAGAUUGCUUGUGUCCCAUCUGCCUGGAGAUCUUUCUGGAGCCAGUCACAUUGCCAUGCACACAUACUUUCUGCAAACCCUGCUUUCUGGAGACAGUGGACAAGGCAAAUAUCUGCUGCCCUCUCUGCCGAAAACGUGUCUCUACUUGGGCUAGGCUGAACAGCAGGAACAAGACCUUGGUGAACACAGAGCUGUGGAGGCGCAUUCAGGACGCUUUCCCUACACAGUGCCAGCGUCGAUUAAAUGGCGUUGGAGAAGAGGAGGAGGAUGUAAACGUGUUUAUGCAAAAACCCAGAGUUAGUCAGCCAGGUGAGCUCAGGCGCGAGUAUGAGGAGGAGAUUAACAAGUUUGUAGAGGAGAAGCGAGCUCUUGAGGAGGCAGAGAGGAAGGCCAGUGAAGAGUACAUACAGCGCCUCCUAGCUGAAGAACAGGAGCGAGUGGAGGAGGAGAGGAGGAGGCAGGAAGAGAGACAGCUAGAGGAUGAUGAGAGACUUGCAAGAUUGCUCAGUGAAGAAUUGAACGCAAGUCCAAUUUUGGAAACACAGAGGAACAAUAAAGUUAAUGAAUCUUCCAAGAAAAAGAAAUCCAAUGUGGGACACAUUGAAAAGUAUCUGACGCCUUACACGCAGUCACACUGCGAGACCAAGCAAUCUUCUACACGUUUGGACAAUAAGGAAAACAUUCUGAACACUUCAACCUUGAAAGAUGCUUCCAGCAUUGAACUGCACUCCUUGGACUCUAGUAAUAAACCUUCUACAUCAAGCUCAGAUCCAGAAACUUGUAAUCAACUCUUUGACACUUCCAACAUAACCAACAGCUACGCUAAAAGGAAGAGUGCAGAUGGCGAACAAGCCGUAACAUGUAAGAAGCCCUGUACUUCCCCAUCGCCUGCAUCUCCUCUUCACGACUGUGCUUUCAUGCAGGAGAUGGCGGAACAGGAGGAGGGUUUUAGGGUCCGGUUGCAGCAGGAGGAGGAGGACAGAAGGUUGGCGCUGCGUCUGCAGAAGGAACUAAACCGAGAGUACAACGUGGACCGCAGAAAAGGCUCUGCUGAUGGGUAUUUACUGAGGGAGAAAAACAGCCCUUCAUUCAGCAGCAGUUCAAGCCCAGGCGAGGAGAACAAAACAGGGAAAGCUUGUAGUCCGCAUUCUUCAAGACAGAAGGUAGAUGGACAUAAAGCUGGGAAGAGAGCUAACAACCAAGUCGAGGGCAGAAGUCUUAAGACAAGCUCUAAUUCUACACCAGUGUCUCCUUCUACAUCCUCGUCAGUGCAGAAGGGCAGAAAGCAGACCACACUUACUGAAAUGUUUCCGAGUCUGGGCAACUAAGCUAGCUCUGUGAGCAUCUUAAUCAAUCCUUAGUUACCGUUUCCUUAUAUGUUGUUACAUUUAGCACAUUUCAUAUUUAGCCUCUCUUUUUUACUGACUGCUGAUUUUUGAAGAACAUGGGAAUGGUUGAAGUGGAGUGUAACGAAUACACAAAUCUUUAUUUGUAAAAAUUGACAUGGAAAUUUCGCAAACUUUUAAUCGCUGCAAAAAAGAUGUUUAUGCAUGGUUCUAUUUUUCUGUAAAGUUCUUUUUAUUUUAAGGAAUAAAAUAGUUGUUAAAAUC
Clarias gariepinus (North African catfish) is the source of this 1918-nucleotide messenger RNA. RefSeq names its product ring finger protein 168 (gene rnf168). Gene Ontology annotation, molecular function: ubiquitin-protein transferase activity; metal ion binding; nucleosome binding. NCBI's taxonomy places the organism in Eukaryota, Metazoa, Chordata, Actinopteri, Siluriformes, Clariidae. Gene Ontology annotation, biological process: protein ubiquitination; double-strand break repair. The transcript is spliced from 7 exons. The record is from RefSeq and is a predicted model, not a curated record. Gene Ontology annotation, cellular component: site of double-strand break; nucleus. The coding region runs from base 251 to 1636 and encodes 461 amino acids.